GUGGUUGUUGGCGGGAUGUUUCCUGUCCACAAACGCAUCAGCUCCAGUGAUGGAAACACUUCGAGGCUGCCCGUCUCCUCGGGGUGUGAGGGGUUUAACUUCCGGACUUUCCGCUGGACGCAGACCAUGCUGUUUGCCAUCAACGAGAUCAACCAGAGGAUGGACCUCCUGCCGGACACCGACCUGGGAUACGUCAUCUACGACUCCUGCUUCACCAUCUCCAAGGCGGUGGAGGGCACCCUCACCUACCUGACAGGCCAGGACGAGGCCGUGCCCAACUACCGCUGCGGGUCCGGGGCCCCUCUGGCUGCUCUGGUGGGGGCCGGGGGCUCCGACCUGUCCAUCGCCACAGCCAGGAUACUCGGGCUUUAUCACUUUCCACAGGUCAGCUACUCUUCAACCUGCUCUGCCCUGGAAAACAAGUUCCAGUUCCCCACUUUUCUCAGGACCAUCCCCAACGACAAGCACCAGUCUACGGCCAUCGCCAACCUGGUUCUCCGCUUCGGCUGGACGUGGGUGGGCACCAUAGCUGCCGAUGACGAUUACGGGAAGUAUGCCAUCAAAGACUUCCAGGAGCAGGUGGAGGAAGCUGGUGUCUGCAUCUCCUUCUCUGAGGUGCUGCCCAAGGUUAGUUCCCCAAAGGACAUCCAGCGUAUUGUCCAGACCAUAGUGGAGGACACGGCUAAAAUCAUAGUGGUCUUCUCUUCAGACGUGGACCUCAGCCCCCUCAUCCACGAGCUGGUCCAGCAUAAUGUCACCAACCGAACCUGGAUAGCCAGCGAGGCCUGGAUCACCUCCGCCCUCAUCAACCAGCCCGGGGUGAACUCAGUGCUGGGUGGGACCCUGGGUUUUGGGGUGAAGAGGGCGGACAUCCCUGGUCUUCAGCACCAUCUACUGGAAAUGGACCCAUAUGCUAACCCACUCACUGAGGAAUUCUGGGAAACGUUGUUUAACUGCACAUUGGACUAUGGUAAGGCGGUGAGGCAGGCCAGACAGAGGGCUGUGGAGGUGAACUCCACUUUGCCCCGGGCGGUGAGUGGGGUCCCUGAUGGUCUGUGCACAGGCGGUGAGUCUAUAGCACAGCUGGGGAACACCUACUCUGAUGUGUCCCAACUACGGAUCACCUACAGUGUAUAUAAAGCCGUGUACGCUGUGGCCCACGCCCUGCACCACCUGGAGCACUGUGAGGAUGGACAGGGGCCGUUUGUGGGGAGCAGUUGUGCUGACAUCAACAACUUUGAGCCAUGGCAGCUGAUGUACUACCUGAAGAACGUGCGCUUCAAAAUGCCGCACACGGACGAGGAGGUCUACUUCGAUGAAGGGGAUGUAGAAGGCGUCUAUGACAUCAUUAACUGGCAGGUGGACGGUAACGGGGAGAUAUCCUACGUCACUGUGGGGAACUACAACGGCUCGGCAGCUCCUGAGGACCGAAUGACUUUAAUGAAUGACUCCAUCAUGUGGAGCAAUGAAGUGAUGGAGCCUCCUCGGUCAGUGUGCAGUGAGAACUGCCAGCCGGGCACCAGGAAAGGCAUCCGGCAGGGAGAGCCGGUCUGCUGCUUCGACUGUAUCCCCUGUGCUGAUGGAGAGAUCAGCAACUCAACCAAUGCUCGUGCAUGCAUCCUGUGCAGUUAUGAGGAUUGGUCCAAUGAAGCGCAUGACGCCUGCAUACCAAAAAUCAUCGAGUUCCUGGCGUUCGGAGAGCCGCUUGGCAUCACUCUCAUCGUCAUCUCGGCCUUCGGAGCGCUUGCCACCAUCGCUGUGGGGGUGGUGUUGGUUGCACACAUCGGCACCCCGCUGGUGAAAGCUAACGACGCUCUGCUUAGCUUCUCGCUGCUCUUAUCUCUGGUGGUGACCUUCCUCUGCUCCAUCGUCUUCCUCGGGGAGCCUCAGCACUGGAGCUGCAUGACCAGCCAGGUGGCCCUCGCUCUGGGCUUUGCUCUCUGCCUCUCCUCCAUCAUGGGUAAGGCGGUGGUGUUGAUGAUGAGAGCGCAGGCUCUGAAGGCGGCUCGACUCAAAGCCAAAGCUGCAGCCAAAGCAGCAAAGGAAGCAGCUCAGUCAGCAAACAGCAACAGCCCUGACGUCAUAGUAACCAGCUCCUUCAACACUGAUACCAACACCUGCGCUGAACCUGAGACUGACAGGCUCACCUGCGGCCACCAGAGGGCGAUAGCUGCUGUGGCAACAUUAAUACAGGCUGUAGCGUGCACAGUGUGGCUCAUCAUCCUUCCUCCGCACCCCUUGGAGAACACCUCCGCUCAGAAUAUAAAGAUCAUUCUGGAGUGUGACGAAGGCUCGGUGGUCUUCAUCUGUUGUAUCUUCGGGUAUGACAUCCUGCUGGCCCUGUUGGCCUUCAUCUUCGCCUUCAUCGCCCGCAAACUGGAGGAUCACUUCAGCGAGGCAAAGUGUGUGACGUUCGGUAUGCUCGUCUUCUUCAUCGUAUGGAUUUCUUUCGUCCCGGCGUAUCUCAGCACACGGGGGAAGUUCAUGGUUGCUGUGCAGAUUUUUGCCAUCCUGGCGUCGAGCUUCGGCCUGCUGACCUGCAUCUUCCUGCCCAAGUGUUACGUCCUGCUGGUGAAACCUGAGCAGAACCGAGAGGACAUGAUGAAGCCCAGACCAAAACUCCGAGACGGGGCGUACACCGGGACCUCCGCCUCGCUAGCUACAGCCGGGACAGAGGUCAACGCCACCAUCGCAUCCACUGCCAUCGAUGAUUAAAGGAGAAGCAGAAGAAAUAAACUGAGCCACAAUCGUAAAGUAAUGUAUGAGGCAGAUGUGUUACAGUUUUUCCAACAUCUGGCAGCUGAUUAACGCUCCUAGGUUUAAAUACUACUGUCAUUAGAUCACCUUGCAAAAAAUAUACCUUACAAAAUAUUAACUUUUUCACAUAGAUUUUACAAUCAUGUUUUAAAAAUCAU
Messenger RNA from Eleginops maclovinus (Patagonian blennie), 2915 nucleotides. Its product is annotated as vomeronasal type-2 receptor 1. The record is from RefSeq and is a predicted model, not a curated record. Gene Ontology annotation, cellular component: plasma membrane. Bases 16 to 2715 code for a protein of 899 amino acids. The transcript is spliced from 14 exons. Gene Ontology annotation, molecular function: olfactory receptor activity; G protein-coupled receptor activity. Gene Ontology annotation, biological process: G protein-coupled receptor signaling pathway. NCBI's taxonomy places the organism in Eukaryota, Metazoa, Chordata, Actinopteri, Perciformes, Eleginopidae.